Molecule: messenger RNA, 1239 nt
Organism: Closterium sp. NIES-65
Lineage: Eukaryota; Viridiplantae; Streptophyta; Zygnematophyceae; Desmidiales; Closteriaceae
Source: the annotation of a GenBank genome assembly
AUGAGGGAGUCAAGUGUGCCGUAUGUGAUUUUGGGGAAUGAAGGGAAGCUACCUGUGAAGGGUGAGGGGGAAUUGGUGCUGCAAGGGCAGUAUGGGGAAUUGAAGCUGGAGAAUGUGCUGUAUGUGGAUGGAUUGGCCUUGAACCUGAUCAGCCAAUCACAGUUGGACAGCACCGGGUGCAAGAAUUUCAGUGACAAAGGGAAGAUGUGGGUGUUUGACCAUGCAUGGAAUGUGAUUGCUAAGGGAAUGAGGAAUGAUGGAUUGUAUGAGAUGAAACUGAAUGAGAAGGUCUUGGUUGCUGAGAAGGCUACCUACCAGCCACCACCGAAGGAAGGAGUGAUGGCAAGGGAGGAGUUGAAGGCGAAGCUGAAAGGAGUGCCCGUCGAGGAGCUGCAGGUGGAAGCUGUUGCAAUGGUGGCAGCAGCUGCAAAAGUGGAUCUAGAGACCCUGCAUAGGCGUUUAGGGCAUGCGGGGAUGGAGCGGAUCAAGGAGCUUGUGAAGAAGGGCAUGGCAGCCGGUGUGGAGCUGAAAGAAGGAGAUGGGAGCUGGGUGAUUAAAGACGUGGAGAAGGGGAAGACAGCAGUGACCAGGGAUGCCAUCUUCUAUGAAGAUGUCAAUUAUCUCCAGUGGAAGGGGGUAAACCAGGAGAUAGCAACGGGAGCAGCAACUGCGCUUGAUAAGGUGGAGAAGCUGCUUGUGGAGAAGGAGAACGAGGGGAUAGGGAGUGAUGAGGAGGACACAGGAGGUGGUGCGGAUAAACCUAUCAAGGAACCUAUAUUUUCGGAGCCAGCGAAGAAAAGGGUUGUAGAGGCGGUAGCAGAUGUGGAGGAAGAAGGGCGCCAUGAAGGAGAGCUUGGAGAGACGUGUGCCGAGGAGGAAACUCAGAGUGUGGAGGAUGUGGAGAACAGUGAUGGGUCAGCAAAGGAGGAUGGGAGUAGCCCAUGGAAGCUGAUCGAUAGUGACGCUACUUGUGAAGCUGCUAAGGAGAUAAAUGAGCUGCUGGAGGAUGGAGCCAUAGUGAUAGGAAAGGAACGAGGGCUUGACGAGAUAUACGCAGCGACAAAGGAAGUGCGUAAGGACGUGACACCGGCUGAGGAGUUGGGGCGCGGUCUGAGGGUCAAGAAGAAACCAGCUAAGUUUGUUUCACUGGUUAUGACACCUUGGAAGGAUGUGAGGACCCAUCUGCUCUUGGCUGCAACUGCAACGGCGCUAGUGUCACAGGGGAGUUUGGAGAAGUGA